Molecule: messenger RNA, 909 nt
Organism: Fusarium sp. VM40
Lineage: Eukaryota; Fungi; Ascomycota; Sordariomycetes; Hypocreales; Nectriaceae
Source: the annotation of a GenBank genome assembly
AUGGCAUCGUCUUCACUCCCCGACAGCUACGCCGCCCUUGACCUCCCAACCCUCCAGCUCUUUCAUCAUCCUGAAUCCUCCAAAGAAGUCACCCCCGUCAUAGUCAUCAAGCUUCACCGUCCCGAAGCUCGCAAUGCUUUCACCGAUACCAUGGCUGGAAACCUCGCCCACGCGCUGAAUACACUCUCCGGUGACCCUCGUGUUCGCGCUAUAGUCCUCACUUCCUCAGACCCAAAGAACCGAAUGUACUGCGCCGGCAUGGACUUCAAUGAGGAGCACGCCUUGGGAAAAGAUGCCGCCGACCAUCGCGACUCGGGUGGUAUUGUCACUCUGCCUAUGUACCGCUGUAAUAAGCCCGUCAUCGUCGCUAUCAACGGCUCCGCUGUGGGUGUGGGCAUCACCAUGACUCUGGGUGCCAACAUUCGCGUUGUGAGUCGCGACGCCCAAAUCGGCUUUGUAUUUGGUCGCCGCGGCUUCAGUAUGGAGGCAUGCAGCAGCUUCUUCCUCCCGCGUCUCAUAGGAACUAGUCGCGCUCUGCACCUCACCACCACCGGCGGCGUCUACCCAUCCACACAUCGACUCUUUGACGGACUUUUCACUGAGAUUGUCGCCCCAGAGGAGGUUUUGCCUACAGCUCUAAAGAUCGCUGAUGGGAUCGCGACCAACGUAAGUGGUGUUUCUGCGCGUGUGAUGAAGGACAUGAUUUACAGGGGAGUAUCAUCGCCUGAGGAGGCGCAUCUUCUCGAGAGCAAGAUAUUCUGGGAUUUGUUUACGGGUAAGGAUGCUAAGGAGGGAAUGAAGAGUUUCCUGGAAAAGAGGAACCCAGAUUUCACAGGGACCAUGGAGAAGAAUGCGCCCAAGGCUUGGCCUUGGUGGACGCCAGUUGAUAUUGCCAGACCGAAGCUGUAA